Salvia splendens (bonfire salvia) is the source of this 492-nucleotide messenger RNA. RefSeq names its product E3 ubiquitin-protein ligase ATL23. The record is from RefSeq and is a predicted model, not a curated record. Lineage: Eukaryota; Viridiplantae; Streptophyta; Magnoliopsida; Lamiales; Lamiaceae. The coding region runs from base 1 to 492 and encodes 163 amino acids. The transcript has 2 exons.
AUGGGGAUUAUUGUUUACUCCGGCGGAGAUGUGCACAGGUCAAGUAUUUUCAAGGAUACUGAGUUCUUCAUCAAGUGGGAUGGGCAUUGGGACUUGUUUCUGGAUGAAGAUCUCGCUGCUGCAAAUGCGGCCAUUGAUGCUGAAAUUAAGGAUUUGAUUAUGAAGAUUUUGUGGUGGAAGAUGGUUGUUUGUGCUUCCUACAUCGAGGCUGAGCACGUGCACCAUUUCCGCACGCCGGUAAAGCCCGCCCAAAACAGAGGCCUCUCCGCCUCCGAUCUCCAGAAGCUCCCCAAGGUGACCGGCAAAGAUCUGGUCAUGGACACCGACUGCGCCAUCUGCUUAGACGAAAUCAAGCCCGAGCAACCGGCCAGGAUGGUUCCCGGUUGCAACCACGACUUCCAUCUAGAAUGCGACGACGCGUGGCUCACUAAAAACUCCAUUUGCCCUGUUUGCAGAGCUAAGCUCAAUCCCGAUCAAAUCAGCCCCUGCUGA